Molecule: messenger RNA, 9047 nt
Organism: Microtus oregoni (creeping vole)
Lineage: Eukaryota; Metazoa; Chordata; Mammalia; Rodentia; Cricetidae
Gene: Unc79
Product: unc-79 homolog, NALCN channel complex subunit
Exons: 52
Coding region: 643-8565 (2640 amino acids)
Molecular function (GO): protein binding
Source: RefSeq, a predicted model, not a curated record
ACCGUCGUCGCCCUCCGGCCCGGCUGUGUGCAGCCCGCCCCGGAUCCGCCUCCCUGCCCUUCCUCCCGGAGGCUGAGACGGCGCGUGGGACGCACCUGUGCUCCUCUCGGGUCACCGCGUCGAGGCGCCGGGGGCUGCUUCGCCCGCAGGAUCUACGGGCCUGGAGAACGCCAAUGGGGAGAUCCAAAUGGUCGGGGACUCCGGCACUUUAAGAGGCUUUUCUCUGGGAAACACCCGGCCCCUCCGUGCGCCUUAUGAAUGGAAAUACUCCUCCCCCGGUCGAGCCCAUUUUCCCAUUUCACCAGGAGCCGCAGCUCGCUCUCUCCUUUCGGUCUCCCCGCCCACAUCCACGCGGGCAGCUCCAGGAGGGGACGGACAGGAAGCCUUUGGCCGCCCAUUAAAUCCCACCCAUUUCUCCGGGGGCGAUUUCCUAACCUUCCGGGACCGAAUUCUGCAAUUUGAUUUUCUUCCAAGAUCCGGUACUUGCAGGAAUAUCAUAAUCGAGUUCUCCACAACAUUUAUCCCGUGCCAUCAGGAACAGACAUCGCAAACACCCUGAAGUAUUUUUCCCAAACAUUGUUAAGCAUUUUGUCCCGCACAGGGAAGAAGGAAAACCAAGAUGCCUCCAAUUUGACAGUGCCCAUGACCAUGUGUCUUUUUCCUGUGCCAUUCCCACUCACCCCAUCUCUAAGACCGCAGGUCAGUUCCAUCAACCCUACUGUUACUCGCUCCCUCCUUUACAGCGUCCUGCGAGAUGCUCCUUCAGAACGCGGCCCGCAAAGUCGUGAUGCUCAGUUGUCAGACUACCCUUCUUUGGACUACCAAGGCCUCUACGUGACUUUGGUGACUCUCCUGGAUCUAGUUCCUUUACUACAGCAUGGCCAACACGAUCUUGGACAGUCAAUAUUUUAUACAACCACAUGUUUGCUACCCUUUCUCAAUGACGAUGUUCUGAGCACUUUGCCCUACACGAUGAUUUCAACGCUAGCUACCUUCCCUCCAUUUCUUCACAAGGAUAUUAUUGAAUACCUUAGCACAUCUUUUCUACCAAUGGCCAUAUUGGGCUCCUCCAGGAAAGAAGGCGUCCCAGCUCAUGUGAACCUCUCUGCGUCCGCCAUGCUAAUGAUUGCAAUGCAGUACACAUCUAAUCCAGUGUAUCAUUGUCAAUUACUGGAAUGCCUCAUGAAAUAUAAGCAAGAAGUCUGGAAAGACCUUUUGUAUGUGAUUGCAUACGGGCCUUCACAGGUGAAACCCCCAGCGGUGCAGAUGCUUUUCCACUACUGGCCCAACCUAAAGCCUCCUGGGGCAAUAAGCGAGUACAGGGGGCUGCAGUACACAGCUUGGAAUCCCAUCCACUGCCAGCACAUCGAAUGCCACAAUGCAAUUAACAAGCCGGCUGUGAAGAUGUGUAUAGACCCUUCCUUAUCAGUGGCUUUGGGUGAUAAGCCACCUCCACUGUACCUCUGCGAAGAAUGCAGCGAGAGGAUUGCAGGGGACCACAGCGAGUGGCUGAUUGAUGUUCUCCUGCCACAAGCUGAAAUAUCUGCUAUAUGUCAAAAAAAGAACUGCAGCUCUCAUGUCAGAAGGGCGGUCGUCACCUGCUUUUCCGCAGGAUGCUGCGGUCGUCACGGAAACAGGCCAGUUAGGUACUGCAAAAGAUGCCACUCCAAUCACCACAAUAACGAGGUGGGGGCCGCCGCGGAGACGCACCUCUACCAGACCUCCCCACCCCCCAUCAACACGCGGGAGUGUGGGGCGGAGGAGCUGGUCUGCGCUGUGGAGGCUGUUAUCAGUUUGUUGAAAGAAGCAGAGUUCCACGCCGAGCAGAGGGAGCAUGAGUUGAACCGGCGGCGGCAGCUGGGUCUCUCCUCCUCCCACCACUCCCUGGACAACGCUGACUUCGAUAACAAGGAUGAUGAUAAGCACGACCAGAGGCUGCUCAGUCAAUUCGGAAUAUGGUUCUUAGUGAGCCUCUGCACACCCAGUGAGAACACGCCCACAGAGAGCCUGGCCCGGCUGGUGGCCAUGGUAUUUCAGUGGUUCCAUUCCACGGCGUACAUGAUGGAUGAUGAAGUCGGAAGCUUAGUGGAAAAGUUAAAGCCCCAGUUUGUUACCAAGUGGUUGAAGACAGUAUGUGAUGUCCGCUUUGAUGUCAUGGUCAUGUGCCUUCUUCCCAAACCCAUGGAAUUCGCCAGGGUUGGCGGAUACUGGGACAAGUCCUGUAGCACCGUGACUCAGUUAAAGGAAGGGCUCAACAGGAUUCUCUGCCUGAUCCCCUACAAUGUGAUCAGCCAGUCCGUGUGGGAGUGCAUUAUGCCAGAAUGGCUGGAGGCCAUCCGGACGGAAGUCCCUGACAACCAGUUAAAGGAAUUCAGGGAAGUAUUAAGCAAAAUGUUUGACAUAGAGCUGUGUCCUCUGCCAUUUUCCAUGGAAGAGAUGUUUGGUUUUAUCAGCUGCCGGUUUACAGGAUACCCUUCCACGGUGCAGGAGCAAGCCCUACUCUGGCUUCACGUAUUAUCGGAGUUAGAUAUCACGGUUCCACUUCAACUCUUGAUAAGUAUGUUUUCUGAUGGUGUUAAUUCUGUUAAAGAAUUGGCAAAUCAAAGAAAGUCAAGAACCAAUGAGCUGUCAGGGAACACCGCAGCACGAAGGGUGAGUGUCGCCUCUGAUCCUGGUCGGCGAGGUCAGCACAAUAUGUUGAGUCCGUUCCAUAGCCCCUUCCAGAGUCCGUUCCGGAGUCCCAUGCGUAGUCCAUUUCGUAGCCCUUUCAAGAAUUUUGGGCACCCAGGAGGAAGGACUAUUGAUUUUGACUGUGAAGAUGAUGACAUGAAUCUAAAUUGUUUCAUCCUCAUGUUUGAUCUUCUCCUAAAGCAGAUGGAGUUACAAGAUGAUGGCAUCACGAUGGGUUUGGAACACAGUUUGUCAAAGGACAUUAUUUCUAUCAUCAACAAUGUCUUCCAGGCCCCCUGGGGGGGCUCCCACAGCUGCCAGAAGGACAAAAAGGCGAAGGAGUGUAACUUGUGCCAGUCUAGUAUCCUCUGCUACCAGCUGGCUUGUGAACUCCUGGAGAGGCUAGCUCCCAAAGACGAAAGCCGGCUGGUGGAGCCCACAGACAGCCUUGAAGAUAGCCUCCUUUCUUCCAAGCCAGAGUUCAUUAUAGGGCAUGAGGGAGAGGAGGAGGAGAACCCAGCAGCCAGGCAUGGAGAGAAUCCAGGCACCCGUACAGCGCCCUCAGAAAAUGCUGCAAUAAAGAACGACACGGAAAGAAAAUUUUGCUACCAACAGCUUCCAGUAACGCUGAGACUAAUAUAUACCAUUUUCCAGGAAAUGGCUAAGUUUGAAGAGCCAGACAUUCUUUUUAAUAUGCUCAAUUGCUUAAAGAUUCUCUGUCUGCACGGAGAAUGUUUAUACUCUGCGAGGAAAGACCAUCCUCAGUUUUUAGCCUACAUCCAGGACCACAUGUUGAUUGCAAGCCUGUGGAGAGUCGUCAAGUCCGAGUUCUCUCAGCUGUCCUCAUUGGCAGUCCCUCUCCUUCUUCACGCUCUGUCCCUUCCUCAUGGUGCUGACAUAUUCUGGACAAUCAUAAACGGCAACUUCAACAGCAAAGACUGGAAGAUGAGGUUUGAAGCAGUGGAAAAAGUAGCUGUCAUUUGUAGGUUUUUGGAUAUUCACUCAGUGACCAAAAACCACCUGCUGAAGUACUCACUGGCACACGCCUUCUGCUGCUUCCUGACAGCUGUGGAGGAUGUGAACCCUGCAGUUGCCACCAGAGCAGGUCUCCUGCUUGAUACCAUAAAGAGGCCAGCACUGCAGGGUCUCUGUCUCUGCCUUGACUUCCAGUUUGACACCGUGGUUAAAGACCGCCCCACCAUCCUGAGCAAGCUUUUACUCUUGCAUUUCCUUAAGCAAGAUAUCCCUGCUUUGAGCUGGGAGUUCUUUGUCAACAGAUUCGAGACACUUUCUUUAGAAGCUCAGCUGCAUCUGGAUUGUAACAAAGAAUUUCCCUUUCCUACAACCAUCACCGCUGUGAGAACCAACGUUGCCAACCUCAGCGAUGCUGCGUUGUGGAAAAUCAAGAGGGCACGCUUUGCAAGAAACCGGCAGAAGAGUGUUCGGUCUCUGAGGGACAGCGUGAAGGGGCCCACAGAAUCCAAGAGGGCGCUCUCCCUCCCUGAAACCCUGACCUCCAAAAUCCCUGUGAGGUUGACCAGGCAUGAGCAGUCUGCUCCAGCUCUCGGUGGGACACCUGAACAGACGCCAGGACAACAGUCUCCUGAGAAUGACAACACCAUCAAGGAUUUGCUCCCAGAAGAUGCUGGAAUCGACCACCAGACAGUCCACCAGCUGAUUACAGUGCUCAUGAAGUUCAUGGCCAAGGAUGAGAGCAGCGCGGAGUCAGACAUCAGCAGCGCCAAGGCCUUCAACACCGUCAAGAGGCACCUCUACGUCUUACUUGGCUACGACCAACAGGAAGGCUGCUUCAUGAUUGCACCCCAAAAAAUGCGCCUGUCAACAUGCUUUAAUGCAUUUAUUGCAGGCAUUGCCCAAGUUAUGGACUAUAACAUUAACUUGGGCAAACACCUUCUCCCCCUCGUGGUCCAGGUGCUCAAAUACUGCUCUUGUCCUCAACUACGGCAUUAUUUCCAACAGCCACCUCGCUGCUCCCUCUGGUCCUUAAAGCCUCACAUCAGGCAGAUGUGGUUGAAGGCCUUGCUCGUCAUCCUUUACAAGUAUCCAUACCGAGACUGUGAUGUCAGCAAGAUCCUUCUGCACCUGAUUCACAUAACAGUCAAUACACUCAAUGCGCAAUACCAUAGCUGCAAGCCCCAUGCCACGGCAGGACCUUUGUACAGUGACAACAGCAACAUAAGCAGAUACAGCGAGAAAGAAAAAGAAGAAGAUAGUGUUUUUGAUGAAUCUGAUAUUCAUGAUACACCUACUGGACCCUGCAAUAAAGAGUCUCAAACUUUUUUUGCAAGAUUGAAAAGGAUAGGCGGCAGCAAAAUGGUGAAAUACCAGCCGGUUGAAAUGAAUGUUCAGAGAAGUGAAAUAGAACUGGCCGAAUAUAGAGAAACUGGUGCGUUACAAGACAGCGUUCUGCACUGUGUGAGAGAAGAAAGCAUUCAGAAAAAAAAGCUGCGCUCUUUUAAACAAAAAUCUCUUGAUAUAGGGAAUGCAGACUCCCUCUUGUUUACAUUAGAUGAGCAUCGUAGGAAGUCCUGCAUAGAUCGCUGUGACAUAGAUAAGCCUCCUGCCCAAGCUGCUUAUAUUGCACAACGGCAAAAUGACCACCACGGACGCUCUAGACAGAAUUCUGCUACGAGGCCUGACAGUACUGAAAUCCCCAAGAAUCCGGCGACUGAAGGUUUUCAAGAAACACGAAGGCCCGUGAUACCAGAAGUUAGGUUGAACUGUAUGGAGACGUUCGAAGUGAGAGUUGACUCCCCGGGAAAGCCCGCCCCUAAAGAGGAUUUUGAUCUCAUAGAUUUGUCCUCAGAUUCAACGUCUGGACCAGAGAAACACUCUAUACUCUCAACAUCUGACAGUGACUCUCUUGUAUUUGAGCCUCUCCCGCCUCUCAGAAUAGUAGAAAGUGAUGAAGAAGAUGAGAUGAUGAACCAGGGGAAUGAUGGUUCCUCGGGUAAAAAUGCUGCCUCCUCACCCUCCAUCCCCAGCCAGCCCUCUGUCCUUAGCUUAAGCACUACUCCUCUUGUGCAGGUCAGUGUGGAGGACUGUUCCAAAGACUUUUCCUCUAAGGACUCAGGAAAUCACCAGUCAGCGAGCAAUGACGACUCGACCAUCACAGCUCUGGACGAGCUCACCGACUCUGAAGAGCUGUCGAAGUCACAGGAGCUGAGAGAGUUUGCCUCUGGCAGUCCGCUAACACUAAAGCAGAAGCGAGACCACCUCCAGAAGUCACCUGCGGUCCCCGAGAUGUCAGUGGACUACAACCCUGACCUUGGCACGGCUGGAGAGAAGGCAGGCCAGACACCAACAUCAGGGGCCAAAACUGUGCUCCUCAAAGUUCCUGAAGAUGCUGAGAGUCCAAUAGAAAGCGAGAAGCCCAACUCAAGCACUGAGUCUGAUACAGAACAGAACCCUGAAAGGAAGGCAGAGGAGGAUGGGGCUGAGGAAUCAGAGUUUAAGAUUCAGAUCGUCCCCAGACAGAGGAAACAAAGGAAGAUUGCCGUCAGCGCUAUCCAGAGAGAGUACCUCGACAUCUCCUUCAACAUUCUAGACAAACUGGGUGACCAGAAGGACCCAGAUCCGUCUGCUAAAGGACUUUCAACAUUGGAAAUGCCACGGGAAUCUUCAUCUGCCCCUACAUUAGAAGCAGGUGCCCCCGAAACAGGCAGCCACUCGUCAAUAUCAACUCAGUAUAGGCAGAUGAAAAGGGGAUCUCUGGGAGUUGUGACAAUGAGCCAGUUAAUGAAGCGACAGCUGGAGCAUCAGUCUAGCGCCCCCCAUAACAUCAGCAACUGGGACACUGAACAGGUACAGCCCGGGAAACGCCAAUGUAACGUGCCAAUGUGCCUAAACCCCGACCUGGAGGGACAGCCGCUGAGAACAAGAGGUGCCACUAAAUCUAGCCUGCUGUCAGCACCCAGCAUAGCCAGUAUGUUCGUGCCUGCACCCGAGGAAUUCACGGAUGAGCAGCCAACGGUGAUGACGGACAAAUGCCAUGACUGUGGGGCCAUUCUCGAAGAGUACGAUGAAGAAACCCUGGGACUAGCCAUCGUGGUCCUCUCCACAUUCAUCCACCUGAGCCCAGACUUGGCAGCCCCGCUGUUGCUGGAUAUCAUGCAGUCUGUGGGAAGGCUCGCAUCCAGCACGACCUUUUCUAAUCAAGCAGAAAGCAUGAUGGUUCCCGGCAAUGCAGCAGGUGUGGCCAAGCAGUUCCUUCGCUGUAUCUUCCAUCAGCUGGCACCCAAUGGCAUCUUCCCCCAGCUGUUCCAGAGUGCCAUCAAAGAUGGAACUUUUUUACGGACCUUAGCCACAUCGCUCAUGGACUUCAAUGAGCUGAGCUCAAUUGCUGCCCUCAGUCAACUCUUGGAGGGUCUAAAUAACAAAAAGAAUUUACCAGCAGGGGGUGCUAUGAUCCGCUGUUUGGAAAACAUUGCCACGUUCAUGGAAGCUCUGCCCAUGGAUUCUCCUAGUAGCCUCUGGACCACAAUCAGCAACCAGUUUCAGACAUUUUUUGCCAAGCUGCCUUGUGUUUUGCCUCUGAAGUGUUCUUUGGAUUCCAGUCUGAGAAUCAUGAUUUGCCUCUUGAAGAUCCCUUCUACCAAUGCCACGAGGAGUUUGUUGGAACCAUUUUCCAAGUUACUCAGCUUCGUCAUUCAGAAUGCGGUCUUCACUCUGGCCUACCUGGUGGAGCUAUGUGGCUUGUGCUAUCGAGCCUUCACCAAGGAACGGGAUAAAUUCUACCUGUCUCGGAGUGUUGUUCUGGAACUUCUCCAGGCCCUGAAGUUCAAGUCUCCAUUGCCAGAUACAAACCUCCUGCUUCUUGUCCAGUUUAUUUGUGCAGAUGCUGGAACCAAGCUAGCUGAGUCUACCAUUCUGAGCAAGCAGAUGAUAGCCUCCGUGCCUGGGUGUGGGACAGCAGCGAUGGAUUGCAUACGGCAGUACGUCAGCGAAGUGCUGGACUUCAUGGCAGACAUGCACACCCUAACCAAGCUCAAGAGCCACAUGAAGACAUGCUCCCAGCCUCUGCAUGAGGACACGUUCGGUGGUCAUCUCAAAGUUGGCCUGGCUCAGAUUGCAGCUAUGGAAAUCUCCCGGGGCAACCAUAGAGAUAACAAGGCUGUGGUCCGCUAUCUGCCUUGGCUCUACCACCCUCCUUCCGCCAUGCAGCAAGGACCUAAAGAAUUCAUCGAGUGUGUCUCCCACAUCCGGCUGCUGUCCUGGCUGCUCCUGGGGUCCCUCACCCAUAAUGCGGUCUGUCCCAAUGCCUCCUCCCCCUGCCUUCCAAUACCUCUGGAUGCAGGAUCCCACAUCGCAGACCACCUUAUUGUUAUCCUAAUUGGAUUUCCAGAGCAAUCAAAGACCUGUGUGCUCCACAUGUGCUCCCUCUUCCAUGCUUUCAUCUUUGCUCAGCUCUGGACGGUGUACUGCGAACAAAGUGCCGUGGCGACAAACGUCCAGAAUCAGAACGAGUUCAGCUUCACAGCAAUACUAACAGCACUGGAAUUUUGGAGUAGGGUGACACCCAGCAUCCUUCAGCUGAUGGCUCACAACAAAGUGAUGGUAGAAAUGGUGUGUCUCCAUGUGAUUAGCUUAAUGGAGGCAUUGCAAGAAUGCAAUUCAACCAUUUUUGUCAAGCUGAUCCCUAUGUGGUUGCCAAUGAUUCAGUCAAAUACCAAGCACUUAUCCGCCGGCCUCCAGCUUCGUCUCCAGGCCAUCCAGAACAACGUGAACCACCACAGCCUAAGGACGCUGCCCGGCUCGGGCCAGAGCAGUGCUAGCCUAGCUGCCCUCCGCAAAUGGCUGCAGUGCACCCAGUUCAAGAUGGCCCAGGUGGAGAUCCAGUCCUCAGAAGCAGCCUCUCAAUUCUAUCCUCUAUGAGUGGACUCCUGGCUCCAGCGUCAACACUCUGGCUUAGCAAUAAUGGGUAUAAAAACAAACAAUUUGAUCCAGGCAGGUUGGGGAACACUGGUACUGUACAGUCUCUUUCUAGUUUAGUAUCAAGACGUGCAGGCCGGACAGGGCCGCAAACGAAGCUUUCUUGCUACACGCAUUUCUGAUGACUCCUUGGGCUAUCUGAUUAAGUGUUUCCUUACAUUAUUUUUUAAGAAAAAAAAAACCAAAUCAUUUUUCUUUAUCUAACUUCUAUUUUUUUUAAGAAAAAAUAAAAAAAACAGACUGGUGGGUACUCACAGAAAAGUUGUAUAAAGCCCCCUGUUGCUAUUUUUGAUGAUAGAGAAUAAAUAGGGUUUUUGAAACCUUUGUAGUGUUUUUUCUUAAAACUCUACUCUUGGCAAUGCAAUAAAGCAAAACAAAAACAUACAAAAGUCACCAGAAUCCAGUGACACCUGACCGAAGCUUUU